GGCGGGCUAACAACACAAACACAUGAUGUACGGACAGGGCAGGAGAUAGGAGAAGAGUUACAUAUUUUGGGGGAUGAAUAUGUUGCUUGUCAAAUAUUACGAUGGAUUUAACGGACUCUACUGACCCGUACAGCCGCCCAGCUCGAAGAACACAAUGGAUUGUCAGCACUUUGGCGUACCACUAUGGACUGGACAGAGGAGUAGAGAACGAGAUCAUUGUUUUGGCCACGGGGCUAGAUCAGUACCUGCAAGAGAUUUUUCACCACUUGGACUAUCAAGGGGCAGGCAAAAUUACAAUUGAAGAUUAUCAAAUCUUGUGUGAAGUUUUAGGUUUGAGCGAAGAUUCAGAACUCAGAGUUUUGGACAGUUUGCCCGACGAGCUCACUUUCAGACUCUUCCACGCCAAACUUUGUGGCUACUUCAGCACUAAGGCUGGCUGCCAGUAUGAGAAUGGCCGAUUGCUGGUGGGUAAAGACAGUGAGCACAUUGAGACUCAGAUACGUCUUAGAAGCCCUCUAAAGCGCAGGGAGAAACUGCUGUCCGUGGAGGGGAGCGCGUCUUGCUCCACGGAGCGUCAUGCCUCCGGCUGCAAACCAGGCUCCUGUACCCGGGAAUGCUACGAGGAAAUAGUGGCUCUGGAGGAGGCUGAGGACCGUAUUGCCAAGUUGGAGGAUGAGAACGCCAAUCUGAGAGAACUCAUUGAGGACAUGAGAGCUGCCCUACAGAGUAGUGAUGCGCGUUGUCUGGCUCUACAGGUGGGGCUAUGGAAAAGUCACUCCAGUCAUAAACAUGAGGAAGGUUGUUUUGUUGCCCAACAUAAGCAAACCUUCCAAAGCAGCAGUGUGAGGAACAAUAUGGCCACCCUGAAGAGCAUCAUUCAUGAGAUGGAGAUUCUCCGUGGUGCCAAAGAGCGGCAGGUAGAGGAGGCUCGACAGUGCGCCCAGAGGCUGGAGCAGGAGCUGUGGAGCUGCAGGGAGACAGUGGCUGCUCUAGAAGACUGUAACCGGGUUCUGAAGAGAGAACAAGGAGCCAUGAGGAGAAAGGUGGAAGAGGCCCGGCAAGCGCUGCUCAGUGCCCUCAGCAAAGUCAAAGAACUCGAGUCUCAAGCCAGCCACGUGCAAGUGCUGAAGGGACGCGUCACUCAGCUACAGACAGAACUGCAGUGCUACAGAUCGGAAUUACCAAAGCUGCCAAAUGUCAGCAGGACGGAACUACAGCAAAAUGAAACUCUGCUUGGACAGAGAUGCUGUUUGGAUUUUCAACAUGACCGCUGCUCACCAACUGGACGUGCUGUGACCACACCCGAUAAAAUGGAAGAGCAGCUGUACCGAUCUGUGGAAGGCCAGGCAGCCUCAGAUGAAGAAGAUGAUAAAUGGAAUGGAGACCAGCAGAAACAAGUGGACGAAGUCAAGAAGAUCCUGACCAGACUGUCCUGCUGUCGAGAGAGGUGUGACGACAAGGCUUUCCGAAGGCUCAUGUCUAACUUUGGGAGUUUUAGGAGUGAGGAGAGCUGCAGUGCUGUGGCAGAGCUCCUCCAGAGAGUGACCAAGUUACACAAACAGCUGGAGGAGAAGGAGAGCCAGACCCAAAUCCACAUGGACCAGUUGCAGGACUCCUUGGUGGAGGCGCUGCAGCAGAAAGCAGAGGAAACUGACCUCUUACAGAUGGAGCUGCAGAUGCUGGAAACGGAGAGGGUGCGCCUUUCACUAGUCGAAGACAAACUUAUGGACAUUCUUCAGCUCCUCCAGCAGCUUCGGGAACUAAAUGUGUCCCGGCGCUCUCUUGGGAAAAUCCUGCUCAGCACUUUGGGGUCUUGUAGCGACCCACAACAUGGAAAAGCUCACAUACUGGAGGUGCUGAAUGCUCUAUACCAUGAACUGGCUGCUUGUGAGGUUUUGUCCACAGGGGGUCCACUGACAAGAAGCCAAAGUCAGCAGUCUUUGAACGCCCUCAUCAUUACUUGCUGAUCCACGUCGCCCCCUACUGGACCGAAGAUGCGCCAACAUGUCUGUUUAAAUCAGACUUUUUUUUAUCGGACACUCAUGCCACAGUAACCCAAUAACACACAGUUAAAGGUUACUUAUGUAGAUUUGUACAUUUUGUAAACUUAUUCAUAAAGGCCUAGUUACCAUAACACAAUGAUGAAACAUAUAACCUAUAGUUAGAUUUGUAUUGCCUUUAUAUCUUUAUAUUUCUCACUUUUAGUUUUGUCUAGUGCACAACUUAUAAACAAUUUAAUAAAUAAA
This is a messenger RNA of Boleophthalmus pectinirostris (great blue-spotted mudskipper), 2246 nucleotides long. RefSeq names its product EF-hand and coiled-coil domain containing 1 (gene efcc1). The transcript has 8 exons. Gene Ontology annotation, molecular function: calcium ion binding. The record is from RefSeq and is a predicted model, not a curated record. Lineage: Eukaryota; Metazoa; Chordata; Actinopteri; Gobiiformes; Gobiidae. The coding region runs from base 102 to 1967 and encodes 621 amino acids.